AUGCAGUCAAACUUCGAUUCUGGUGUUGUAGCUGGAGCAUCUGCCGCUGACAUCCAUGCUUCCAACUCUGGCGACCGCAUCAACGGCCAGAAUCCACCAGCAGCUGCUGGCAACGGCCAGGGUCGCGCGGAUGGUACGCUCAGUCCAGCAGGACAGGGGAGAGGCAGAAGAGGCAGGGUGGGGAGGAAAAGCACAGGAGGAGACAGCAGGGGUAGGGGUAGCCGAGGUAGCAGCAGGGAAGCGGAUACGGAUGGCAGAGGGAGGGGACGAGCAAGAGGGAGAGGGGCGGCACGAGGUGGGGCGAGAGGAAGGGCAAGAGGUGGGGCAAGAGGGGUAGACACAGGCGAAGGGGCAGAGGCGGAUGGAGUGACAGCAGCAGGAGCGGGGGCGAGAGGGGCAAGGGGGGGAGCACGAGGGGGAAGAGGAAGGGGGAGGGGAGCGGUAGUGCCUGCUCCGAUUCUAAGGGCGGAGAACUUUUCGAUAACUGUAACGGACGAAAUGAGGGAGGCUGCGAGAGAGGCUGUGCGGGCGAGGGGGUGGGGGAGGUUGCCGGGCAUGGAGAGCGAGCAGGAGCGGGCGCUAGGAGGGACAACCCCUGAGCUGCGAUACCUGCUGGAUAUGACUGUCGGCAGUGAGAUGGUGAAUCACAUGCCAGCAACGUGGGUGAAAUUCCUCACCAGCUUGCCUCUAGUGGAUGCAGACGCAUACCUGCGCUCGCUGCCCCCGCUGCUCCCCCACUCUGCUGCUCCUCAAGGAGUGGCAGCAGCACUUGCGGAUCCUGAAAGGAGAGCCUUUCUGGAAGUGCAUAUACAUCCACGCCAUGGGAUACAAUAUGUGGGCGUGGCACAGGACCCGGGGGGGUCAGCAGCGCACAGGGUGCUGACACACAUGCGGAUCAUGAAGGUGCUGUUCCUGCUGCCGCUGCACCCGCACAAGCGCAAGGCCAUGCGCUGGUGCCAGCGCGUGUGCCAGCACGGCAUCGUCGUGGGGCUCCGCCGCUUCAAGUACCUCGCACACAAGACAGACCGAGCCCCCAAGACAGCACACUUCCAUCCCAAGGCGUUCUUCCUUGCCCUCGACUCUGCCGCCUCCUGGGACCUGCAGCAGCCACACAUUUUUCACCCCUUUGCCUCUGCGUGGGAUGCACGGGCAGUGUUUGGAAACUUUGACAGCUGCCCGAAUGUGCCGAAGCUGGCCGCCCGCAUAGGUCUCAUCUUCUCGCGCACCUACCCAAUGCUUGACGCCUCUACCAUCUCCCCUGCAGUGCUCCAAAUCGCUGACGACGAAACAUGUGAGGACGGCACCAAUUCCACGGACGGCAAUGGCAUGAUACUGGCUGCUCUCGUUCCACCAAAGCACAUCUCCCGGGGAGAGGAGCUCUGGGCCGACCAGAAGCAGCUUGGAUCCAACCAAGCACAACAGCAGCAGGUGUUGGGGCAGACACAGCAGCGAUCACAAGUUAACUUGCAGCAGCAGCAGCAGCAGAGAGCUCAGGAGCAGGCCAGAGCAGCAGCGGUGAGGGCAGCAGCGGCACAAGAAUUGGAGGAUCCGGAGUGGGAGGAUGAAACGAGGGCAGCAGCAGCAGCAGUGAGGGCAGCAGCAGCACUUGAGCUGGAGGAGCCAGGCUCGGAUGAUGAGGUUCAAGCAGCAGCAGCGUCAGGCACAGCAGCAGCAGGAGCAGUAGCAGGACAAGGAGGAGCAGCAGCAGCAGCAACAGCAGGAGCAGGAGGAGGAACAGCGGAGGCGGCGGCGGCAGCAGUGGUGGCAGCAGCAGCACUUGAGCUGGAGGAGCCAGACGAAGAGGAGGAGGAGGAGGAUGGGGUGGAGUGGGAUGAGGACGAGGUUGACUGGGAUGCCAUGAACGUGGCUGUGACUCAGUUUGAACAGGAACGCGGGCUGCUGGGGGGAGGUGCUGCUGCUGCUGGCGAUGCGACAAUGGGGGGUGCAGAAGCGGGCGCAGAGGGGGGUGUGUAUCAAGGAAUUGGGGGGUCAGGCGGAGGGGAGGAAAGUGAUGGGUUGCUCUGGGACAGUGCUAGCCUGGUUGUGACACAGAUAGAGCAAGAGAGGGGACUGGUGCAAGGGGUUGGGGGUGGGGGAUGGGGAGCAGGAGCAGGAGCAGUAGGAGGAGGAGGGGGGGGAGGAGUAGGAGGAGGGGGAGGAGGAAGAGGAGAAGGGGGGGAAAUUGGGGGAGGAGCCGGUAGAAAUGCUGGAGGGGGGGUUCGGGGCGAGGGAGCGGGGGAGGCGGGGUAUGAAGGGGUGCGACCAGCUGUGUGGCAGAUGAGAGGGUUUUUGGGAGGCAUGGUGGUGAAGGGGACACUGCUGGUGGUCCAGCAGAUGCCAUCGUACGUCCGUCCCGGCGUGUGCAUUCUGCUCCGGAGCAGCAUGGUCAAAGUCGCCCCUCCUCUGCCGGACCCAGCAAGCAACCUCGCAGCCCUGUCCACACCCAUACUCCCGCCAUCACGCCACUCACAUCAGUCCCGCCAGUUGCACCAAACACAUCAGUCACAGCUGCAGCAGCCAGGCUCACAACCGCAGGUGCAACAGCAGCCGUCGCAGCCGCCAUGUCAACCCUCCGGGCCUCUCUUUUCCAUAGAAGUGAAUGAAACCACGUGA
Messenger RNA from Closterium sp. NIES-65, 2613 nucleotides. The record is from the annotation of a GenBank genome assembly. NCBI's taxonomy places the organism in Eukaryota, Viridiplantae, Streptophyta, Zygnematophyceae, Desmidiales, Closteriaceae.